Caenorhabditis angaria is the source of this 420-nucleotide messenger RNA. Lineage: Eukaryota; Metazoa; Nematoda; Chromadorea; Rhabditida; Rhabditidae. The record is from the annotation of a GenBank genome assembly.
AUGAGUUCAAUCGAUGAAAGUGUAAGAUUAAAAUGAAAAUUUCAAAACUUUUAAUUAUUGAAACAACUCUAUUUUUCAGGCUCAAUCACAACUUGGAAAAUGCUUGAGAGCAAUCCAAAUGUUUUUCACCAGAUUCUGUCACAAUCGUGUUGAACAAAAUCAACCAGUUGAAAUUGUUGUUCCAACGGAAAAUUUAGAACGUAGACAAUCUGAAGCAGCACAGAGCAAUGAUUUUUGUGACAUUGAUCGUGCUCACGUGCUCAAUUUGCUCACUUUGUCUGAGGACAGAUUGGCUUAUUAUUUCAAGUUUUCAACAACAAAUAGUGUGGAAGAUGCCCAACGCGUUCUCUCAGGUUAGUUACAGAGAAAUUGUUCUUGUUUAAUAUAUUUUUAAUUUCAGAUCUUCCUCGUACAGUUUGA